AUCAAGCACACAGGUUAAGCAGCAUUUGUCAUGAUUAAAUCAUUUGAUCAUUAGAAAAAGAUGGCUUUUCAGGCAGGCCUGCAAUGUAGCCCAAGACUUGUACAAUAGUUCACUUCACAUGGCAUGUAGGUUUGUACAUGAGUGAUUGCACAGCUUUGAAAACCAUUUAGUACUCGGUAUAAACCUACAGUUUACCCAUACUACAAAUCCAGUCAUCGGAGGAGCUUGGGAUAUGGGGUUUGACACAACAGGCUUCACAUGCUGUACCAUGGGAGGGUUUCACAGGCUUAUUGAGUCAAAUGAUACUGCACGACCAGCCAGCAAGUCAACAUUCUCUGCCCUGAGACUGUUAAAAGAAUGCCACUAAAGGAAAGGUUUGUACAAAGAAAAAAAUGUGUAUGCAUGCUGGUAAGGGUAAGAUGAGGCAUCGCAGAUGGAGCUAAUGCAGAGGACCAUUCAUGUACAACGAAGACGCCAGUGUCCCCAAAGCCUUCAGAAAUAUCCCAGGUAUCACUCUGCAGAAUGUGAACAAACUGAACCUCCUGAGGCUUGCAUCUGGACUGAGUGCUUUCCGCAAGCUGGAUGAGCUGUACGGCACCUGGCGUAAACCUGCUUCCUUGAAGAUCGGCUACAACCUGCCCAUACACAAGUUGACCAACACAGAUCUGAGCAGGAUUCUGAAGAGUGAGGAGAUCCAGAAAGCACUUCGUACACAAAACAAGACCAUCAACCGCAGAGUACUGAAGAAGAAUCCUUUGAAGAACUUGAGGAUAAUGCUGAAGCCCAAGAAGGACCCUGGAAAGAAGGAGCACCUCACAAACCCAAGGCAUGCAACUAUACUUGCUAUACUGUCUUGCUUUAGAAAUAAAUACAUUUUCAAAUAUAAGAGUCAGACCCGUCAUUCAAAAUUGAUUCACAAGACCAUUUAUUUCACAUAA
This is a messenger RNA of Perca flavescens (yellow perch), 938 nucleotides long. RefSeq names its product 60S ribosomal protein L4. Gene Ontology annotation, molecular function: structural constituent of ribosome. Gene Ontology annotation, cellular component: ribosome. Gene Ontology annotation, biological process: translation. Bases 459 to 938 code for a protein of 159 amino acids. The transcript has 4 exons. NCBI's taxonomy places the organism in Eukaryota, Metazoa, Chordata, Actinopteri, Perciformes, Percidae. The record is from RefSeq and is a predicted model, not a curated record.